AUUAUUUUAAAAUGUUUUAGAUAAAAAUGGCGACAACAGAUGAAUUUGAUAAACCAGAACUAUCAAUUAAUAAACUCAGUCUCUCUGAUUUACAAGGUUUAUUCUCGCUUACAUCUAGUAUACCUGGUUUAUCAGCCAGCAUACUUAACCUGACCGCUAGCCUCGCUGGGCUCAGCCAGACUCUACCUGUAAGCGCGCCAGGUAGUGAGCGUACUUCUAGAGACCCUAGAAACAUGACCCACGCCGAACUUCAGGAUUUGAAGUUUGAGAACCUGGAGAAGAAUACAGAUCAUUUCUUUCUCAUCAUCAUUGCCAUCAUCAUCUUCUUCAUGCAGGGUGGGUUUGCGUUCCUAGAGGCAGGGGCUGUCAGGUCGAAGAACACAGUGAAUAUACUUAUAAAGAAUCUUCUUGAUAUAGAUCAACUUCUUACUUGCUUUAUUGUGCUUCUUAUAUUAUUUUAUAUAAUUUGUAUACAACUAAGCUGUAUGUUGAAACUAGGGUUUGUAUACUGGGCAAUAGGAUGGGGACUGGCUUAUGGAGCAGGGGGUAAUCCAUUCUGUGGAGGUUCUCAGUUCUUAAACUAUCAUCUGGAUUAUGAUUCCUAUCCAACUUGGUUUUUUCAGUUUGUGUUUGCUGCCAGUGCCGCAACAAUAGUAUCCGGAGCUAUUGCUGAACGAUGUCAGUUUGGGGCGUACUUUUUAUACAGUAUAUUGAUUACGGGUUGGGUCUACCCUGUGGUAUCUCAUUGGACCUGGGAUACUGGAGAUGAACAGGGUGUUGGACAAGGCUGGUUAAAUAGUGUUGAGUAUACAGACUUUGCCGGGUCUGGUGUAGUUCAUCUUCUCGGAGCUUCAUGUGCCCUGGUUGGAUGUUCUUUCAUUGGAGCUAGGAAAGGAAGAUUUAAUGUUAAUGGCGAUAUAGUUGAGAUGGCCGGUCACUCUGUUCCUCUAGCUGGGCUUGGAGGAUUCAUUCUACUAUUCGGAUUUCUAGCCUUCAACGGGGGGUCACAAGGUUCAAUAUCUCGACCUGGGGACGGAGCUGCAGUCGCUCUGUCCAUUGUUAACACCAUCCUUGGAGCUUGCUCUGGGGGACUUUGUGUUCUUUUAUUUAACAGAUUUCUGCUGAGACAGCCCUGGUCUUUCUUGAUGACGUUGAAUGGAUCUUUGGCAGGUAUGGUGGCAAUGUGUGCGGGUUGUAAUGUUUAUGAGCCUUGGGCUGCUCUAGUUAUUGGUACAGGAGCAGGAGUAUCCUUCAUCACUAUUCAUUUUAUCAUGCUUAAACUUCAGCUGGAUGAUCCUCUCGAUGCUGUUGCAGUACACGGUGGUGGAGGUCUUUGGGGACUUGUGUCAGUACCGUUCUUUAUGUACGCUAACCUGGAGGAGGGUAAGCGUGGUAUAUUCUGGGAUGGACACACCUCCUACCCUUGGAUAGUUCUAGGAUACAACUUACUAGGAGCUCUGUGUAUAUUUGUUUGGGCGGCCUUCUGGAGUAUUCUGAUAUUCGGAGGAGCUCGAGUACUUGGAUGGUUGAGAGUAAGUGAGGAACUAGAACUUAAAGGAAUGGAUAUUGAUAAACACGGAGAAGCAGCAUAUCCUGCCCAGGCCUGGGUAGAAGUUCAGUACAAACCUAAACCAGGAAUAGAAGACAGUACUCCACAGUACAUGGCCUUUGCUAUAGAGAAGGAUUGUAACCCUACAGCAGCAAUUCAGUAUAAUCUAGAAUUGAGCUUGCUGGAUGGGAAAGGAAAUGCUGGAGUAGAGGAGAAGAAACAUGGCAAUGUUAAUCACACCUUUCAAUCUUAAAACAACUGUAUAAGAGUUAGUUGAAGUGAACCUCCAACCUCCAUGCUAAGGUGGCAACGUCCGAUUCACAAGGGUACCCUGUAAAGCGUUGUCUGAUCAAGUAUGAUUUAGAUAUUAAUGUUUAUAACUUUGAA
Molecule: messenger RNA, 1936 nt
Organism: Eurytemora carolleeae
Lineage: Eukaryota; Metazoa; Arthropoda; Copepoda; Calanoida; Temoridae
Product: putative ammonium transporter 1
Exons: 21
Coding region: 27-1802 (591 amino acids)
Biological process (GO): ammonium homeostasis; ammonium transmembrane transport
Cellular component (GO): membrane
Molecular function (GO): ammonium channel activity
Source: RefSeq, a predicted model, not a curated record